AUGUACACUGUGAGCAAUAAAGGAAAAUUAAUAUUAGUAUUAAAUGGCUAUGAAUUCUACAAAGAAAAGGAAAGAAAAGAUAAGUGCUUCUGGGUUUGUAGACGACGAUUUACUCACAAAUGUAAGGCUCGUGUCCUUCAGAAUAGAACAGAAAAUAAAAUAGAACUCCGAAAUACGAAUCAUUCGCAUUCAACCCUUAGAUAG
This is a messenger RNA of Chironomus riparius, 204 nucleotides long. NCBI's taxonomy places the organism in Eukaryota, Metazoa, Arthropoda, Insecta, Diptera, Chironomidae. The record is from the annotation of a GenBank genome assembly.